This is a messenger RNA of Adineta steineri, 1620 nucleotides long. The record is from the annotation of a GenBank genome assembly. NCBI's taxonomy places the organism in Eukaryota, Metazoa, Rotifera, Eurotatoria, Adinetida, Adinetidae.
AUGCCGAGUGGACAUCGUACAGCAACAAUAUCUUCGAUUGUGCCAUUAACUUCCGAUGAGCAUGAAGUCGAACUUCAUUCUAUACGUAGAAAUAGUGAUAAUCAAAGUAUAAACUCAAACACAGGUUCUUCACAUGGCAAAUCGAAUUCUAAUGAUAAAAGUCGAUGGAAAAAGUUCUUAAAAAAGUUUGACUUUCUCAAUGUAGAGAAACGUGGUAUCCAACGUGUUUUACCUGAAGAUCGAAAUGAUUCAACAAUUAUUAAUACAGCAAUGAUAUGGGUCAGUUCAAAUAUGAUAAUACCGUGUUUUGCUAUUGGUACACUAGGCCCAGCUGUAUUUAAAUUAGGUUUAUAUGAAUCAUUUGUAGCAAUAAUUAUAUUCAAUAUAAUUGGUAUUAUUCCAACAGCAGCAAUAGCUUGUUUUGGUCCAGCAUCAGGUUUACGUACGAUGGUUUUUUCACGUUAUAGUUGGGGUUUCUAUGGUGCUUCAGUUAUAGCAGCUCUUAAUGUGAUUAGUGCAUUGGGUUGGGCAGCAGUCAAUAGCAUAACCGGUGCUCAAACAUUACGUGUUGUAUUCAAUGAUAAAUUACCUAUCGCUGUUGGAAUUAUUAUUAUUGCUAUAUUAUCAAUGAUUGUUUCAUUUGUGGGUUAUAGAUGGAUUCACAUCUAUGAAAGAUAUUCAUGGAUACCUGUUUUUAUUGCAUAUUGCAUUGUAGCUGGAGUUAGUGGAAAAUAUAUUUCACAUUCUCAAACGAGAACUUUGAAUGCUACGAUAUCAAAUGAAAUUCAUCAUUGGGAUAUUUCUAGUAUAUUAAGUUUUGGUUCAGUAUGUUUUGGUAAUGCAGUUAGUUGGUGUUCAUUUGCAGCUGAUUACACUACAUAUUUUCCUGAAAAUACUAGUCAAAUGAAAGUCUUUGUCUUUACUUAUCUGGGUAAUUUUUUGACCCUAAUACCAUUAGGAUUACUUGGUGCAGCUGUUUAUACAGGAACAUAUACAAAUCCAAGUUGGUCUGAUGCUUAUGAAAAGAACAGUGUAGGUGGAUUAUUAGGUGCAAGUAUAUCAUCUGUGGGUGGUUUUGGUAAAUUUUUAUUAGUAUUAUUUUCAUUAUCAACUGUUGCUUGUAAUAUUCCAAAUAUCUAUUCAUUAUCAUUAUCUUCGCAAGUAGUGGCACCAAUAUUUAAACAUAUUCCACGAAUUGUAUAUACAGUUAUUGGUACUGUCAUCUAUGUGAUACUAGGUAUCGUUGCUGCAAGUAGUUUUAAUAGUGCAUUAACAUCAUUCACAGAUGUUAUUUCAUAUUGGUUUUGUAUAUUUAUCGUUAUUGUAUUUGAAGAACAUCUUAUAUUUCGACGUUGUUCAUAUAAAAAUUAUGAUUUUGAUAUUUAUGAUAAUCGAAAAGUAUUACCAAUAAGUAUAGCUGCAAUUACAUCUGGUUUAAUUGGACUUGCCGGUAUUAUACUUGGAAUGUCACAAACUUGGUUUGAAGGUCCAAUUUCUAAAGCUAUUGCCGGAAAUAGUGGCCAACAUCAUCCCGAUGUUGGAUUUGAAUGUGCAAUCAUUUUUACAGCAGUUACUUUCCCUUUACUUAGACUUCUUGAACUACACUUCAUCAAACGAUAA